Messenger RNA from Aureobasidium vineae, 1431 nucleotides. NCBI's taxonomy places the organism in Eukaryota, Fungi, Ascomycota, Dothideomycetes, Dothideales, Saccotheciaceae. The record is from the annotation of a GenBank genome assembly.
CCUCAGUGUCUUGCUCUCUAUGUCGCAUUUGUAGCAUGGGAUGUCUUCUUCGGCCCACUGUCUCACAUCCCAGGUCCAAAGUUGUGGGCAGCGUCGAAUGUACCCAAGGCAAUCAUGAUUUGGACAGGCUCCGAGGCCCAAACCAUACAAAAGCUGCACGAACAGUAUGGUCCCGCUGUGAGGACUGCUUCCCGCGAACUCAGUUUCAAUGAUGCUGCUGCCUGGAAGGUCAUUUAUGGUCGCAGGACUGGUGGCAAAACCAAAACUUUUGAGAAAGACGACAAUUUCUACAUUACAGAUCCCAAAGCAGCCAGGCACAUCGGUAUUGCUGACGACCCCAACCACACUCGACAGCGCCAAAUCCUGGCAAACAGCUCUUCUGACAAGGCAUUACACGACCAAGAGCCUUUGCUCAAGCGAUGGGCUGGUGUGAUGGUAACGAAGUUGAAAGAAGUCGCUGCUGCUAACAAGGCAGUCGACAUGGUCUCCUAUUACAGUUUUACCACCUUUGGUGAACCACUAUAUAUGCUGGAGAAAUCCGAGUACGCGCCUUGGGUCAAACUAAUCUUCGGCAGCAUGAAGGUCAUUUCCAAACUGAUAGCGAUAAGACAGCUCCCUUUCAUGCCAUGGCUUCUCCCAAAACUAACACCAGAAUCCGUGCGCCGCAAACAGAGACAGAACGAAAAGUGGUCCGCUGAUCGAGUAGACCGCCGAUUAGCUCGUGACCCUGGCCAACCGGAUAUCUGGACAGAGGUCUUGAGACGAUCGGACGAUGGGCUGGGGGACGCUACAGCUGGCAUGUCGCUUCGCGAGAUGCAUACCAACGCCACCGUCUUCAUGAUUGCGGGCACGGAAACGACUGCGACGCUGCUCUCGGGUCUGACGUAUUAUCUCUUGAUCAAUCCAGACAAGCUGGCGAAGCUGGUGGCAGAGAUACGUGGUGCCUUCACUUUGGAAACUGACAUCACUGUCGAUGAGCUGGCGAGAUUACCAUAUCUCAGAGCGUGUGUUGAAGAAGGUCUACGCAUGUACCCACCCGUACCUGCCGGAUUGCCACGCAAAGUGCCCGAAGAGGGCGCCAUGAUCGCUGGCAAGUUUGUACCAGGCAAUGUCACCGUUUCGGUCAACUCUUGGGCCACCUAUCAAAGCACCACCAACUUUCGCAAUCCUACCAACUUUGUCCCUGAACGCUUCUUAGGGGAUCCAGAGUACGCGACCGACAAUAUCGCUGCACUACAACCAUUCAGCCUUGGACCUAGGAAUUGUCUUGGCAAGAAUCUGGCUUAUUUUGAGAUGCGUCUGCUGUUGACAAUGGUGCUGUUCAAUUUCGACUUGAGUUUGGAGGAGGCGAGCAAAGGCUGGGCAAAGCAGAAGGUUCUUAUCCUCUGGGACAAGAGACCGUUGAUGGUCAAGCUAACGGCUGUGAGAUGA